Messenger RNA from Aspergillus neoniger CBS 115656, 552 nucleotides. RefSeq lists its product as uncharacterized. Bases 1 to 552 code for a protein of 183 amino acids. NCBI's taxonomy places the organism in Eukaryota, Fungi, Ascomycota, Eurotiomycetes, Eurotiales, Aspergillaceae. The transcript has 3 exons. The record is from RefSeq and is a predicted model, not a curated record.
AUGGGCUAUGGGAUGAAGUUCCUGCCGGAAUCUCUGUAUACAAAUGAAUCACUGGCAAUCCUAUCUGGGGGUUUUCAUGUUUCCGACAACAUCGAAUCGGGCAAUGCAAAGACUAGUAGAUUGUGUAUUGAUACCCCUACCUCUUCGCUGUGUCACAUACAAAAGGCUCACUCUACAUUCCAGCCUUCUCUCGUUCAGGGCUCUCUUCUCUCAAACCUAUCCUCUCAUCGAACCACCCCUACUCCACUCACAUUCAGAUACUGUGCCGGUUCACCUCCAUUCAGGAUGUUUCACUUCAAGAACAUCAUCGUUCUCUUGUGCUUGUCCUGUCUCUUCUUCAAGGCUAGCCUGGCCACUUCUUCUGCCAACCCUACCGAAGUUGCCAAUGUCGAUGAUGUAGUUGCUGGGAAUACUGGCACUGCAGCCGUCAAUAACCCUAACGAGGCCUUCGACGAUGUUGACGGUAAUGGCAUGUCCAUGGCUACCACAGAUGUCGAGGAAGAGUUGAACUCUGUAAACACCAUCCUAUUUGGCUGGUGGGAUCAAUGCUAA